CAUGUUGUACGGUGGCGUCCCGUGUUGUGGCGUCAUUACAUCGUGUUGUACGGCGUUCUGUGGCAGUGCGGCAUUUCGUGUAGCAUCAGUGUUGUGCGGCGGCGUCUUGUCUGUCAGUGAGGCGCGGUUUUAUGCGGCGGUGUUCAAGUCUUCAGGUGUUCUAGUGGCAAUAUCUCAUUGCGGCGUCGUCCCGUCGAUGCUGCGACGUUACGUUGCAGUGGCAUCCGGCGUAUACAGUGGCAUCCCAUCGCGGCGUUCCUAUAUCGUGGCGGCAUCCGGCACUUCAAGUGGCAACUUCUUUUGUGGCGGCGUCCCGUCGAUACUGUGGCAAUCCCAUAUUGCGACAGCAUUCGGCGCAUAUAGCGGUAACUUCGUGUUACGACGGCGUCCCGGUAGUGUGGCGGCAAUCCUAUAUUGUGGCGGCGUUCCAGCACUUGUCUUUACGUUUCACGGUGCUGCGGCGACCUCUUGUCCCGGCAGCAUCCGGAGCUUCUUGCGGCAUCUUCAUGGUGUUAUAGCGUCCUCGUGCUACGGUGUUCCGGCG
Molecule: messenger RNA, 544 nt
Organism: Acaulospora morrowiae
Lineage: Eukaryota; Fungi; Glomeromycota; Glomeromycetes; Diversisporales; Acaulosporaceae
Source: the annotation of a GenBank genome assembly